CUAGUGUAAUCCAUCUCAGGAAAAUGAACCUGAGUAUCAGUUUAUUGAGUGUUUUACUGGUUUCUGUGGUUUGGGCAGAUCGUCCACAAUGGCGGAAAAUUGACGGAGAUCUUGCUCAAGAGCCUGAAAUUCAACCUCUUCAGGAAGUAGACGAGUCAUACAGACUACCCAAUAUCGCCGUGCCUUCACACUACAAUCUAAAUCUCAGGACGUCUAUUCAUGUGAACAAUCGAGAGUUUCAGGGAAUCGUAGAGAUUUUCUUUGACCUUCUGCAGAACAGCGACAAAGUGACUGUCCACAAUAGGCAACUUUCAAUCUCGAGUGUGAGUCUGUUUUCCGUAGUCGGGGGACAGAACCUAGUUGAUGUUGCAGUAAUGUCAUUUGAAACUGAUGCUCGUACAGAGCAUUUGACUGUUCAAAGUGAAAACCUGCUCCAACAAGGUAGUUACAUGGUGAGGAUUCAGUUUACUGGCAGGUUGCAGAACAACAAUAAUCAAGGAUUCUUCGCGUCGUCCUAUCUGGAUAAUGAUGGCCAAAGACACUACAUUGCUUCAAGCAAAUUCGAACCACAUCACGCCAGAUCGGCUUUCCCUUGUUUUGAUGAACCGAAGUUGAAGGCCUCUUUCUCCUUAUCUCUAACGCACCACAAAGAUUACCACUCUGUGGCCAAUAUGCCCCAGGACGGUAUGCUAUUGGCAGACUCGCAGGACCCAGAUUUUGUAGUGACCCGAUUCCAACGAUCGACUGUGAUGUCGACCUAUCUGGUAGCUUUCGCCGUAACUAACUUCGCCAUUCGUACCAAAGGUGCUCAAACAGUUUACGCUAGACCGAAUGUGUUCGAGGAGACGGAAUAUCCACUGGACGCCGGUAUCGACAUACUGAAUGCGUUGGGAGAUUAUCUGGGUAUUCCUUACAUCAACCAUAUGCCUAAAAUGACCCAGAUUGCGAUUCCGGACCGCGGCACAGGUGCAAUGGAAAACUGGGGUCUCGUCGCUUAUGGUGAACCCGUUCUGCUAUUCAACCCGGCUAUCAAUUCUUAUCGCACCAAGAAAUCGGUCACAACCAUUAUUGCCCACGAAUACGCCCAUCAGUGGUUCGGUAAUCUUGUCAGCCCAGAUUGGUGGACGUAUAUUUGGCUCAAUGAGGGAUUUGCUACUGUUUACGAAUAUUUGGCGGCAACCUUGGCCUACCCAGAAAACGACUAUUGGGCCCUUUGGAACGUCGAAGUCAUCCACAGUGCCUUUGCAGCCGAUGCUCGGGAAACGGUGCGUCCGAUGAACUGGAAUGCCGGCAGCCCGAAUGAAAUCGCAGGCUUGUUUGAUACCGUAGCGUACGAUAAGUCGGGAAGCGUUUUGAACAUGUUCCGCGAAGUGAUGGGCGAUGCAAAUUGGCGAUUAGGACUCACUGAUUACUUUAAUCGACGAAAACUUGACGUGGCUACAGAUGCUCAUCUUUACGAAGGAUUGCAGGUUGCUUUGAACGCACAGGAUAUUAUUCCAAGCACUCUAUCUAUGCAGCAAGUGAUGGAAUCAUGGACCAAUGCUCCUGGUUUUCCUCUUUUAACGGUACGCCGUGAUUAUCAAAACGGUGUCGUCUAUUUGUCCCAAGAAAGGUUCCUCAGCGACCGUGUACUGCCAAAUACUCAUGUCUACCACAUCCCAUACAACUACGCUACGAAAUCGAAUGCUGAUUUCAGUACUCAAAAGUUCGACUGGCUUUCAAGCAAAGCAGAAAAAAUAUCUACUACUGCGUCUGCAGAAGAUUGGAUCAUUUUCAACAAUCAACAAACUGGAUACUACCGAGUAAACUACGAUCUUCAGAAUUGGAAGCUCAUCCUCAACGCUCUACUGGAUAAUCCUGAAACAAUUCAUGUUCAAAAUCGGGCUCAGCUCAUUAACGAUGCCUACAACUUGGCCCGAGCUGAUCGUCUAGAUAUGUCCCUUGCUUUGGAACUACUGACCUACCUCAAAAAAGAAAACACUUAUCCCCCUUGGGCAGCCGCCAGUACUGUCCUGACCUACUUCAACAACAAAUUCCGAGGAACUCCUUACUAUGAACAUUUUGUUAACUUUGCCCGAGAGAUUCUCACACCAAUCUAUGCAACACUUUCUAUUGAUUCCGUCCCACAAGGCGAAACUAUGCUACAGAAGUACCUGAAGCAAACUAUCUCUACCUGGGCAUGUCGAGUUGGCGUUCAAGAUUGUCUCAACAGAGCAGCUCGGGUAGUCUCACAAGCUGUAUCCGACAAAAAACCAGCCCAUCCGGAUAUCUCAACAGCCAUGUAUUGUUUCGGCUUACAAAAUGCGGGAGAAGCAGAGUACGUUUGGAUAUAUGAAUGGCUGCUAGCAUCCAAGAAUCAAGCCGAACGUGCAGUAUUGAUCGAUGCGAUGGGAUGCUCUCAGAACAAAGAAUUCCUUAUCUCGUUCCUCAUGACCUCGAUCGGAGGAGGAGCCACAUUUAAUUUCUUGGAAACGGAACGCACUCGAAUCGUAACGUCCGUCUACGCCGGUAGCCGUAUUGGAGUCGACGCACUAAUCGAGUUCCUCAUGAUGGAAGAUGCAUUGGUUGAUGAGUUCAUUAGCCGAUUGGGUCAGAACACGCUGAACAACGCCAUUGCGAACAUUGCAACUCGUACCAAUAACGGAGCUGAGCUAACUCAACUAGAGACGCUGUUGGCCAGGUUGGGAUCGAGGGUGAGUGCUGCUACUGCAACUUCAGCUCGGAAUACUGUGGCCAAUAACUUCGCUUGGUUCACGACCUUCGAAGGAUUGGUUUCGGUGGAGUUUUUCGAACGCUUUUCCAACUGUUUUUUGCAAAUCCAUCGCCAUGCAGCUCGGACGGUAACACUCAACUGGGAAUUGUUCAACAAUCUAGGGGUGUCGAUCAUUACUGAUUUUCAUGAAAUCUUCAACCAUAAAAGUGAACUUGAAUUAUGGACCGAUAAGUUCAUUGAUAACUUUAUUAACCCGAUUGUCCUGUAUUGUCUUAGAAAUGCGAGAUACACCGUAUCUUAUCUUGCACCUCGCAGGUCUGUAGAAAAUUUCAGCAAUAAAAAGCCGUUAACGAGAGUUUUAGAAGCUUUAGUUCAACUUUUGCCGUCUAUGGCAAAACACCUUGAGAAAAUGGGCCUGAGAAAAUUCUUGUUUUGUGCUUUACUAUUUAGUGUAGUUUGGGCAGAUCGUCCACAAUGGCGGAAAAUUGAUGGAGACCUAGCACCAGAGGUUCCAAUACAACCUCUUCAAGAAAUCGACGAGUCAUACUUGCUACCGAGAAGUGCCGUGCCUUCACACUACAAUCUGAACAUCAAGACAUCCAUUCACGAAAAUAAUCGAGAAUUUCAGGGAAACGUGGAAAUUUUCUUUGAACUUCUGCAGAGCAGCGACAAAGUGAUUGUUCAUAACCGUCAGCUUUCGAUCUGGAAUGUGAGGCUUUUUUCUGUGGUUGGUGAACAAAAUCUAGUUGAGCUAGGUUUACCAGCAUUCGAAACUGAUACCCGUACAGAGCAUUUGAUUAUUCAAAGCGAAAGCUUACUCGAACCUGGUAGCUACAUGGUGAGGAUUCAGUACACAGGAAGGUUGCAGAACAAUAAUAAUGUAGGAUUCUACGCUUCAUCGUAUGUGGAUAACGACGGCAACAGGCACUACAUUGCUUCAACCAAACUCGAAUCUACCAAUGCAAGAAUGGCUUUCCCUUGUUUCGAUGAACCCCAGUUGAAGGCUUCCUUCUCGAUUGCUUUAAUCCACCACAAAGAUUACCAUGCAGUGGCUAAUAUGCCCCAAGAAGGUAAUCUAGAGGUAGAUACAAUGGAUCCAGAUUAUGUAGUCACGCGGUUCCAAAAAUCGACUGUAAUGUCGACUUUCCUAGUGGCAUUUGCUGUUACCAAUUUCGCCAUUCGUACCAGUGGUACUCAAACGGUUUAUGCUAGACCGAAUGUAUUCGAGGAGACAGAAUAUCCACUGGAGGCCGGUAUCGACAUUCUGGAAGCUUUGGGCGAUUAUCUGGGUAUUCCGUACAUCAGUCAUAUGCCCAAAAUGACUCAGAUUGCCAUUCCAGAUCGUACAUCGAGUGCUAUGGAAAACUGGGGUCUCGUUUCUUACGGUGAACCCGUUCUGCUGUUCAAUCCAGCUAUCAAUUCUUAUCGCACCAAGAAAUCGGUCACAACCAUUAUUGCCCACGAGUUCGCCCAUCAGUGGUUCGGUAAUCUUGUUACGCCGGAAUGGUGGACAUACGUAUGGCUUAAGGAGGGAUUCGCUACUGUUUACGAAUAUUUGGCGGCAACCUUGGCCUACCCAGAAAACGACUAUUGGGCCCUUUGGAACGUCGAAGUCAUCCAUAAUGCGUUUGCAGCCGAUGCUCGGGAAACGGUGCGUCCGAUGAAUUGGAAUGCCGGCAGCCCAAAUGAAAUCGCAGGCCUGUUCGAUACCGUAGCGUACGAUAAAGCUGGAAGCGUUUUGAACAUGUUCCGCGAAGUGGUGGGAGAUGAAAACUUCCGUGUUGGACUUUCUGAUUACUUCAACCAAGCAAAGCUUGGCGUGGCUACAGAUAUUCAUCUUUAUCAGGGAUUGCAACUCGCUUUGAACGGACAGGAUAUCCUCUCAACAACUUCAUCUAUCCAGCAGCUGAUGGAAUCAUGGACCAAUGCUCCUGGUUUUCCUCUUCUAACGGUACGCCGUGAUUAUCAAAACGGUGUCGUCUAUUUGUCCCAAGAAAGGUUCCUCAGCGACCGUGUACUGCCGAAUUCUCAUGUCUACCACAUCCCAUACAACUACGCUACGAAAUCGAAUGCUGAUUUCAGCACUCAAAAGUUCGACUGGCUUUCCAGCAAAGCAGAAAAAAUAUCUACUACUGCGUCUGCAGAAGAUUGGAUCAUUUUCAACAAUCAACAAACUGGAUACUACCGAGUAAACUACGAUCUUCAGAAUUGGAAGCUCAUCCUCAACGCUCUACUGGAUAAUCCUGAAACAAUUCAUGUUCAAAAUCGUGCUCAGCUCAUUAACGAUGCCUACAACUUGGCCCGAGCUGAUCGUCUAGAUAUGGCCCUUGCUUUGGAACUACUGACCUACCUCAAAAAAGAAAACACUUAUCCCCCUUGGGCAGCCGCCAGUACUGUCCUGACCUACUUCAACAACAAAUUCCGAGGAACUCCCUACUAUGAACAUUUUGUUAACUUUGCCCGAGAGAUUCUCACACCAAUCUAUUCAACACUUCCUAUUGAUUCCGUCCCACAAGGCGAAACGAUGCUACAGAAAUACCUGAAGCAAACUAUCUCUACCUGGGCAUGUCGAGUUGGCGUUCAAGAUUGUCUCAACAGAGCAGCUCAAGUAGUCUCACAAGCUGUAUCGGACAAAAAAACAGCCCAUCCAGAUAUCUCAACGGCCAUGUAUUGUUUCGGCUUACAAAAUGCAGGAGAAGCAGAGUACGUUUGGAUAUAUGAAUGGCUGCUAGCAUCCAAGAAUCAAGCCGAACGUGCGGUAUUGAUCGAUGCGAUGGGAUGCUCUCAGAACAAAGAAUUCCUCGUCUCGUUCCUCAUGACCUCGAUUGGAGGAGGAUCCACCUUUAAUUUCCUGGAAAUGGAACGAACCAGAAUUGUUUCAUCCGUCUACACCGGUAGCCGUAUCGGAGUCGAUGCUCUUAUCGAGUUCCUCAUGAUGGAAGAUGCAUUGGUUGAUGAGUUCAUUAGCCGAUUGGGCCAGAACACGCUGAACAACGCCAUUGCGAACAUUGCAGCUCGUACCAAUAACGGAGCAGAGCUCACUCAAUUUGAGACGCUGUUGGCCAGGUUGGGAACGAGGGUGAGUGCUGCUACUGCGACUUCGGCCCGGAAUACUGUGGCCAAUAACUUCGCUUGGUUCACGACCUUAGAGGGAUUGGUUUCGGUGGAGUUUUUCGAACGUUUCUAGUUGAUGACAAUGUCUACUAGGUGGGGCAAUAGCUCUCGUGCUUUCCAUUGUACAAUUUGACAUGAGUCCGAUGACGAUGGUUGUAUAAAUCCCUUAUGAAUAAAUGGUUUUUCAUUAAA
Molecule: messenger RNA, 6019 nt
Organism: Uranotaenia lowii
Lineage: Eukaryota; Metazoa; Arthropoda; Insecta; Diptera; Culicidae
Exons: 6
Coding region: 24-5900 (1958 amino acids)
Biological process (GO): peptide catabolic process; proteolysis
Cellular component (GO): cytoplasm
Molecular function (GO): zinc ion binding; peptide binding; metalloaminopeptidase activity
Source: RefSeq, a predicted model, not a curated record